Sitophilus oryzae (rice weevil) is the source of this 543-nucleotide messenger RNA. RefSeq lists its product as uncharacterized. Bases 1 to 543 code for a protein of 180 amino acids. Lineage: Eukaryota; Metazoa; Arthropoda; Insecta; Coleoptera; Curculionidae. The transcript has a single exon. The record is from RefSeq and is a predicted model, not a curated record.
AUGAACACCUUCUUCAAGAAAAGAAACAGCAAAAAGUGGACAUGGACCAGUCCAGAUAGCAAAACCAAAAAUGCAAUAGAUUUCAUAAUCAGCGAUAGAAAAGAUGUAAUCAAAGACGUAAGUGUAUUAAACAGAUUUUCGAUAGGAAGCGAUCACCGCAUUGUAAGAGCCGAGAUAAAAAUGAAUAUAAAGAAGGAAAGAACUAACAUGAUACUCAAGAAAAACCACAAGAAAUGGGUAGCCCCUGAAAGUAAAGAUUCUUAUAAGGAAUGUAUAGCCUCAAAUCUAAAUUAUGAAAAUACUACUACGAUAGACGAAAUAUACGAAAACAUCAAAGGGGCCACUCAAACGGCUAUCGAAAAAUGUUGUCCCAAAAAAGUAAAAGAACAAAAACUGAAUCAAAGCACAAAACUUUUAAUGAAACAGAGAAGAGAUAUGGAGGACAAGAGUACACAAGAAUAUAGAACUUUAAACAGAGAUAUAUCCAAAGAAAUCAGAAAGCAAGGAGGCAACAGAAUACGGAAAAAAUUAGGAAAGUCAUAG